AAGCUUCCUUACUCUGCAAGGUUUAACAGAGUGUUGGCACUUUCUGGGGUAAUUCGCUCAUGAAUUUUUGAUAGGAAAUUGGCCAGUUUUUACAGGUGUUGUUUUAGAAAUUUGCUACAGCUGAAAGGGUAGAAUCAACCAGAAAUUUGCAUCAAUUAGGUUUAACAAAAUUAACUUACCUCGAGCAGGAGGUGAGUCGGCUGGUGUUGCGGACUGUGGAGGGCAGUGGUUGGCUGGAGCAGGGCUGCUUGCGAUGAUGGCGGGGAGCAGAAGCUGGCAGCUGGCGAUGGUGCUGCUUGCGGCGGCGAUUGCUGCUUGCGAGGGCGACUGGCGACGAUGGCGACUGGCAAGGGCGACUGCUGCUUGCGAGAAGCGAAUAUGGAGACUGGCGAGGGCGACUGGCGAUGGCGCGCUGCUUGCGGCGACGGGACGGAAGCGUUGGAGAUGGUUGAUGGUGCCGCUCUCCCUCUGUCGUUUCGUUUGUUCUACUUCUAGGUCGGUGAACUGGAGAAAGAAAAGGAAAGGUAGGGUUUUGUUUGGCUGGCGGCUGCCCAAUUCCACGUUUUUUUAGGGUUAAUUAAACGGCUGAACCGCGCGACCGGCUCGAGCGGCUCGAGCGGUUAACCGCGUCGGCCGCUCGCCGGCCGCUGUAUAAAAUCGUGGCGGUUAAGUAGCUGAUCCGAGCCGAUUUUACGGCCAGGUGGCGGCUUUGGCGGUCCGACCGGCCGGCUCGGUUCGGCUUUGACAGCACUGAUAAAAUGUACAUGUGGUAGUCGAUAGUUAACCAAUUUACUGAGUUUUUUAGCCCAAAAGAAUGAUACAAACAUCUGCUACUCGCGUAGUCGCGUGUCAAAAGCUACGACUGUAAUCACCGAGUACCAAUAGGCGAACAACAAUCAUACCAAUCCCGGAGGUGAAUACCACCAACUCACCAAGGGCAUAAAAAAAGAACCCAUAAGUCUUCUUUUUUAUUUCAUCCCUAGAUAGGGAUGGCAAUCAAACCCAUGGUCGCGGGAAUCCGAUCGCCCCCGACCCAGUCAAAGUGGGGAAUCCCGCAUUGACCGAGUAUGGGGCGGGUAUGGGUAAAACCCGCAAAAAGUUUGAUGGGUAUGGGGCGGGUAUGAGUUUAGCCUCCCCCGACCCAUACCCAUACCCAUACCCGCCCCACCAAAAACAGGAAAAAAUCCCAAAAUACUCU
Linum trigynum is the source of this 1198-nucleotide messenger RNA. NCBI's taxonomy places the organism in Eukaryota, Viridiplantae, Streptophyta, Magnoliopsida, Malpighiales, Linaceae. The record is from the annotation of a GenBank genome assembly.